This is a messenger RNA of Daldinia caldariorum, 3945 nucleotides long. RefSeq lists its product as uncharacterized. Gene Ontology annotation, molecular function: oxidoreductase activity. The transcript has 4 exons. The record is from RefSeq and is a predicted model, not a curated record. NCBI's taxonomy places the organism in Eukaryota, Fungi, Ascomycota, Sordariomycetes, Xylariales, Hypoxylaceae. Bases 1 to 3945 code for a protein of 1314 amino acids.
AUGGCUUCAGUACUCUCUUAUGUUCCCAUCGUGAACCGACUCGUCUCACAUACAGGUCGGACUCGGACCAUUAACAUCCCACCUGUUGAGGUUCACAAUGUGGAGACUUCACCUGAGAAACGACCGAGAACGCUCAAGCAUCUAUUAAAGGCAAAUCAUGUCAACCAUGCCAUUCUGUAUCACAAUUUGGAGUUUCAUAACCAUAUGCCCCAUAUACUCGGGUCUGCAUAUCUCCUAGGAGCAGAUGUUCAGCAAUUGCAUAAUAUCUACGAUGUCGAAGCCAAAUCGCUUGAGCCGUGGACAGAAUCACCGGCUGAAAUAGCACAGGAUGACUGGAGAGAUUUCCUAGGUCAAUCAGAAUACCAGCGUGCCUAUGUCGAUUUCUUCGAAGAUGCUCUGGCCUUGAGGCACAACUACCAAUGGAAAGGUGUAGUGGAGGAGUAUAUGUACGGGGGCAAGAAACCGCUAAUCAACUGUCUCAUCGGAGGCCUUGGCCAUCCUCUCAUCCAUCUGGGAUAUGCUUAUGAGAUUGAUAGUCGCGAGGUUGCCAUCGAGGCCCUCAGCAUGGCGGCUACCCAAUACAACUUCCUUCAUAAGUACAUUGAUAAUGAUUCGUAUUCGAAGCCGUCUUCGAUCAAGUCAUCUUCCCCGCUAGAAUUGCUGUCCAAGCUAAGAAGCGAUUCUCGUCUUGACGGUGCAUUUAAAGAACCAGGGCCCCAAAACAUCGGACCGUUAUUCGUGACGCAUGAAGACAUCGUUUUGGAAUAUUGGAAUGCAUGGACGCUGGAUGAUCCAGUGAAAGAUUUCCAACUAUCUCAAGAGACUGCGGUUGCUAUACUGAUUGCGACAGUCCCACCCGGAACUCAUUCAUACAAUUUCUUCCUUUGCCAUGUGCUCACGACCAGCCAUGCUGUUAGGAUACUGCUUCCAUUCAUCCCAUCGGAAUUUCGCAUAAACUUGGUAAGACAGUGGUGGUUGUUCGCGCUUGCUGUGUACAUUGUAGAACUACGACCGAAAAUCGAUCUCGAUUACAUCAAACCAGAAGACGUUGCGGGGAAGCAAUGGAAUUAUGUGGAGGAUAGGGCAGUGAACGGACCUUGGGCUACAGACGCCCAUUUCGUCAAGAGUAAGACCUCUUUACACAUCCCUAGUUUCGAUUGCUAUUAUACUAACCUUAGGUAUUGUAUAGCUGUGCGCGCGACUAAAGAAGCUGCCCGGACUUGGGGAGACAGAUGCCGUGCAUCUCACAUCCGCCCAAUCGCCAUGGCGCCGCCCACAAAACGUCGGAAACGAAACAUCGUUCAUGCUUCUUCCGACGACGAUGAAGAAGAUUUAAAGUCGAAAUCGAACACACUUACCAAUUACCUCCUUUCCUCGCCUACUCGAAAAGAUGUCUCUGCCGCAGAUACUUCUCGGGCUUCGACACCUUCGCCGGGUCCCGUGAGGAAGUCGUCUCGCUUGCUAGCCUCUCAUCCGCCGAGCUCGACGUCUAUGUCACUUCACCAGAGAAACAACAGAUUUAGGGGUAUCAGUACGAGUCCCGGGAAACCCAAGGCCCAGUCAUUUACAAAGGGGAAACGUUUGGAGAAAGAGAAGACAGCCGAUCUGGUUACUAUGUUUUCUAGACAGGCACAGCGGGCACCGACAGCAUCUCCAACCAAGAGGGACGACAUUAUCAGCGAUCCAAUUUCAGACGAUGACGAUAUAGACGAAUAUAGGGCCGUAAACACCAGUCGGGUCGGACAGAAUGCACGUAAACGUUUUCGGGAUACGUCUCAGCCAUCUAGUGCUCCGGCAAUUACAUCAAGUCAAAAAUUCCUUAAGCCACCCCGUCCUCAGCAGGAUCCAAGUACGAGCGACGAACAACGACCCUGGUCGGAACGGUUCGGCCCUACGAAUAUAGGAGAACUUGCUGUUCACAAAAAGAAAGUAGCGGAUGUCCGUCGAUGGCUAGAAGAUGUCAUGGCUGGUCGGAUGCGACAACGGCUGUUGAUAUUAAAGGGCGCUGCCGGAACGGGAAAGACAACUACGGUUCGGCUUCUUGCUAAGGAUAUGCAUUGUGAGCUACUAGAAUGGAGGAAUCCGGUCGGAUCCCUUGGCGCGAAUCAAGGACUUCAGUCAGCAUCGGCACAAUUUGAAGAAUUCAUGGGGAGGAGUGGAAAAUUCGGGCAAUUAGACACUGAUCUUGACUCGACUCCUUCGAGUACUGGUAAAAACGAGGAUAAUGAUAAUACGAGGAAAAUUAUUCUCAUUGAGGAAUUUCCGAACACUUUUACACGCUCAUCAACAGCUUUGACGACAUUUCAAAACACUAUUUUACAAUAUUUGGCCGCUAAUACACCUUCUCUCGCCACUUUUGGUCGUCAAACUUCUGUAGACCCUAUCACGCCUAUCGUUAUGAUUAUAUCAGAAACUCUACUAACGACCACUUCGGCAUCUGCGGAUAGCUUUACGGCCCAUCGCUUGCUAGGGCCUGAAAUUACCCGGCACCCAGGGUCUUGCAUUAUAGAGUUUAACCCUAUCGCGCCCACUCUUCUUGCGAGCGCGCUUGAAUUAAUUGUACAGAAAGAGGCUCGGAAGUCUGGACGGCGUCGGACUCCAGGCCCACUUGCUUUAAAAAGGCUGGGCGAGAUAGGGGAUAUUAGAAGCGCAAUCUCUUCCCUCGAAUUCCUUUGCCUUAAGGGUGACGCAGAUGCAGACUGGGGUUCCAAAGUGGCCUUCACGAAGCCCAAGCGCGGAUCCAAGAACGAAGUAUCCUUAACUAAAGGUGAAGUAGAAAGUCUGGAGCUUAUCUCGCAACGAGAAGCAAGUUUGGGAAUAUUCCAUGCCGUUGGGAAAGUGGUUUACAACAAAAGAGAUGAGCGCCCGAUGAGCCAUCAAACUCCUGAGGGUCAAGCUGAAAUAUUACCCGACUUUAUAGCUCAUCAUUCCAGACCAAAGCGGUCCGAGGUUUCCGUCGACAGUCUUAUCGAUGAGACUGGUACUGAUACGCACACAUUUGUUUCAGCUCUUCAUGAGAAUUAUGUUCCAUCCUGCGAAUCUAGUGGCCCUUCCGAUCCGAAUUCCUCACUUGAUUAUAUCAACAAUUGUAUUGAGUUUCUUUCGGAGAGCGAUUUACUUUCCCCAUCUUGGGACAUCUUUUUCCGGGGGCGAGGGUCUAGCACGUCGAAUUUUUCUGGGCGCGAUUCAGCUAGUCAUGUGCUAAGACAAGACGAGAUCACGUUUCAGGUCGCAACUAGAGGAUUGCUGUUCUCCCUGCCAAAUCCGGUAAAACGAAUGGCUAAACCCUACGGACGCGGCGGUGGCGAUGCCUACAAGAUGUUCUAUCCUACGAGUCUCAAGCUAUGGCGAGAGAAAGAAGAACUCGAAGGGGUCGUAGACCAUUGGGCAUCGAGAUUGCUAAAGGGGGACGAGACCGGUCAUGAUCUCACUCAAGGGGCUUCUGCGUUUAGACGGCCUAAGUCCACGGCAGACGGCGGCAGUGACUGGAUCAGCAAACAUCAGGCUUCUGCACAACGCAAUAGCAGCCAGCAAAACAAGAGAGUUGAACAAAGCCAAGACGAGCAAACGGCACCAUUACUCUUUCUUGGAAACUCGGCUCGUAGAGAGCUAUUGCUAGAACGGUUACCAUACAUGGCACAUAUAGCACGAGGGCGCAGGAGCGCAGUGAGCAACGUCCGGUUAAGGGAGAUCGAGAAGGUGACGUCGUUUUCCGGAAUUGGGCAGGCGGUAGACGAAGACGCUCUCGACGAAGAUGAUAAUAUGGAGCAGACAGGAGAAGCGGAAGCAUGGGCAACCGACAAGCCCACCGAGGAAUCGUCACCGCGGAAGAAGAGAAUCUCUGUUGGCAUACGGCAGAAGAGCGACCUGCCUUCCUUUUCUGCUGCGGCGGUGCCGUCUAUACAGAAAUUGGUUUUGAGCGACGAUGAUAUAGAGGACGACUAA